AUGUCUGCUGAAGAAGUGAAACCCGUGACGCCGGCAUCUACAGCCUCCGGUGAGAAGCAGAUUAACUCGUUGGUUCUCGAUGCGGGACCUCUUAUCACCCAAUCCUUCCAGACUCUCCACAACAUGGCCGACCAUUUCUACACCACUCCCUCAGUUAUCACCGAGCUGAAGGACGACAAUUCUCGAGCCAACCUGCUGCUAUGGGGCGAUCGACUGGUCAUUCGACAGCCCAAGGCCGGUUCCGUCAAGGCUGUUUCCGAUGUCGCCAGAUCGACCGGUGACUACGGAGUUUUGUCUUCCACCGAUAUUGCUCUGAUUGCUCUGGGAUACGAGAUUGACGUUGAGCUCCACGGUGGGGUUGAACAUCUCAAGGCUGUGAAGCAGCAGCCCCAGGAGGUUACACAAGCUGAGGAUACCGAGCCUGUCGAGUCUGAGGAGGAUAAGGAACAGGAGCAGGAACAGGAGCAGGAGCCCGAGCAGGAGCCCGAGCAGGAGGAGCCUGGGAAGGAAGAGGAAGAUGAUGGAUGGGAGACUGUGACGAAAAAGUCUAGAGCUCCCCGAAAACAGGGCAAGAAAGUUGGAGGUAGCACUUUCUGGGGUAACGCCGGUCUCACCCAGCCUGCCAAGGAGGACAAGCCCGCUAUUCCCUUUGAGUACGACAGUGAGGACGACAGUGAUGGAGGAGAGUGGAUCACUCCCGAGAACUUGCAGGAGUCGCUUAUCAAGGAUGCCGGACAGGUUGUUGACGACGAUGUCGAACCUGAACAUAUUCUGGCUGCCACCUCUACGGGUGAUUUUGCCAUGCAGAACGUCAUUCUCAAGAUGGGCAUGGUUCUUGUGAACGCUACCAAUGGCCGACAGAUUCAGCGAAUCCGAAACUCCAUGCUGCGAUGCCAUGGAUGUUUCCAUCUUCUGCCCUAUCCCAAGGACGGUAGCGUCAAGCACUUUUGCCCCAAGUGUGGAGGAAACACGCUGAUGCGAUGUUCCGUCACGGUUGGAAACGACGGCAAGAUCCAGGUGCAUCUCAAGAAGAAGAUGAACUGGUCGACCCGAGGCAACAAGUACACUCUGCCCAAGCCCCAGUCAAAGAACAGUCGACACCAGCGACAGCCCGAGUUCAACGAUGUGUUGCUGAGAGAGGACCAGAAGGAGUACGCCAAGGCCAUCAAGAGCGACGAAUGGAAGCGUCGACAGAACGAGAAGAUUCUCGAUCAUUGGAUCGGAGGAGGCUCUGCCGAGAAUGUCAUGUCUCCCUUUGCUGCCACUGGUUCUGCUCGAGAAGCUACCAGACAUACUGGUGUCAAGGUUGGUCGAGGACGAUACGUUAACAGUAAUAAGAAGAACCGAAAGUAG
Messenger RNA from Yarrowia lipolytica CLIB122, 1353 nucleotides. RefSeq lists its product as uncharacterized. Gene Ontology annotation, biological process: ribosomal small subunit biogenesis; maturation of SSU-rRNA. Gene Ontology annotation, molecular function: RNA endonuclease activity. NCBI's taxonomy places the organism in Eukaryota, Fungi, Ascomycota, Dipodascomycetes, Dipodascales. The record is from RefSeq and is a predicted model, not a curated record. Gene Ontology annotation, cellular component: preribosome, small subunit precursor.